AAUCCAAGUCCGAAUUUUAGAAGCGAGAUCCAACCCGACCCGGGUGAUAUAGAGAUGAAUCAGAUGAUGAUUUGGUGCUAGUGUGGUGGGAUUCAAUUUGAAAAUUGUGAAUUGGUAACAGAAUGAAGCAAUCAAAGGAUCCAUUCGAAGCAGCGUUUGAGGAAUCACCACCUGAAUCCCCAACUGAGGUUGAGGCUGAGGCUGAGACAGAGACACAAAACCCUAAUUCUGUUGUUGUUGUCGCAGAACCGAGCAGUCACGAUCAUGAAGAUGCUGGUAAUCGGAAAAAGGUGAAUACUAAUACUAAUAAUACUAAUACUACAGGAACAGGAACAGGCACAGCGAAGAAUAAAGAAGAAGAGGAUGAGGAAGAGGAAGAUAACAUGGAUGUUGAGCUCGCAAAGCUUCCUUCAGCCGGUGACCCUCACAAAAUGGCCAAGAUGCAGGCUAUAUUGUCACAGUUCACUGAAGAACAGAUGAGCAGAUACGAGUCCUUUCGUAGAGCUGGAUUUCAGAAAGCUAACAUGAAAAGGAUAUUAGCAAGCAUUACUGGGACCCAGAAAAUUUCUGUGCCAAUGACGAUUGUAGUCUCAGGGAUUGCAAAAAUGUUUGUUGGGGAAGUUGUUGAAACGGCUAGAAUAGUUAUGAAAGAGAGGAAGGAAUCUGGACCCAUCCGACCAUGUCAUUUGAGAGAAGCACAUAGACGACUAAAGCUUGACGGAAAAGUCUUUAAGAGAUCAGUGUCAAGGCUCUUCCGGUAAAUGGACCAAAUAUGAAUGUUGUGUAUAAUAUCACUGGUUUGCAACAGUGGCUUUUAGGUAACAAGAUUUUGUAGUCAGCACCUUCAUAUUACUGCAUCCCGAUAUCUGUGAAACACACCCUUUUGGUAUCCCUUGAUUUUCACGUUACUUCUUUAAAUCAAUAGUCAAAAAGAAUCUGUCCAAAUUGACAUACAUGUGUAAACCAUCAUGCUUGUGUAACAUAUGUGAAUCCCUUGCCGUGUCUCUUAUAACUUUUCAAUUUAAUCGGUCUGACUUUUCCCCAUCAGAAUAAACAACUCCGUUCAAUCCC
Gastrolobium bilobum is the source of this 1071-nucleotide messenger RNA. Its product is annotated as transcription initiation factor TFIID subunit 11. Gene Ontology annotation, biological process: transcription initiation at RNA polymerase II promoter; RNA polymerase II preinitiation complex assembly. Bases 123 to 761 code for a protein of 212 amino acids. Gene Ontology annotation, molecular function: protein heterodimerization activity; transcription coactivator activity. The record is from RefSeq and is a predicted model, not a curated record. Gene Ontology annotation, cellular component: transcription factor TFIID complex; nucleus. The transcript has 4 exons. NCBI's taxonomy places the organism in Eukaryota, Viridiplantae, Streptophyta, Magnoliopsida, Fabales, Fabaceae.